UCGACAAGGCGGUGUACUUGCUACUGCUACUGUGUCUGUGUGUGUGUGCGCGCGCGCGCGCUGUGCACGUUGAUCAGCUUGCGAGCUAGCAGCGAAAGCACAGGGAUCGAUCCAUGGUGAACUUGGUGGAAGCGCCGAAGCCGCUGGUGUACUUCCUCCUGAGGAGGGCCGGGCUCCGGCAGCACACGGUCGACGUCGAUGGCGCCGGCACGGUGAUCAGCUUCUGGAUGCCCGAGGGCAAGGUGCCCAAGGACAGGGGCACCGUGCGGGACGAAGCCGACGCGGCUAACACCAGCAGCAAGCAGCAGCAGAAGGCGCCGCCGACGGGCAGCGAGAGGCCCGCCGUCGUGCUCGUGCACGGCUUCGCCGCCGAGGGCGUCGUCACGUGGCAGUUCCAGGCUGGUGUGCUGGCGAAGCACUACGACGUGUACGUGCCUGACCUGCUCUACUUCGGCGGGUCGACGUCGCCGUCGACGGACCGGUCGCCGGGGUUCCAGGCGGAGUGCCUGGUGACGGCGCUGCGGAAGCUCGGGGUGGAGCGGUGCACGGUGGUGGGGUUCAGCUACGGCGGGAUGGUGGCUUUCAAGAUGGCGGAGUCGCACCCGGACCUGGUCGCGUCGCUCGUCGUGUCCGGCUCCGUCAUCGCCAUGACCGACUCCAUCAGCGAGACCACGCUGGAGAGGAUCGGCGUCAAGUCGUCGGCCGAGCUGCUGCUGCCGGAGACCGUCAAGGGGCUCAAGGCGCUGCUCUCCAUUGCCACCCACAGGAACCUCUGGUUCCCUGACCGCAUUCACAGGGACUAUCUCGAGGUGAUGUUCACCAACCGAAAGGAAAGAGCCGAGCUGCUGGAAGGUUUGGUGGUCAGCAACAAAGACGCCACCGUGCCCGUUUUGCCGCAGAAAAUACUACUGCUAUGGGGAGAGAACGACAAUAUCUUCAACAUUGAGCUCGCCAUGACGAUGAAAGAGCAGCUCGGAGAGAAGGCGACACUGCAGAGCAUCAGCAAGGCAGGGCACCUGGUGCACAUUGAGAGGCCCUGCGUGUACAACCAGCACCUCAAGGAGUUCCUCGCGUACGUCAACGCUGAAUUCCCCAAGGAGACCGCUUGAUUUGAUAUGAAGAACUGGAGUUCCACGUUUAUGAAUUCGUAUUGGUUUGUUUUAGUUUGAGAGGAUUUAUGUUCACCAACCUUAAAAACGAUUCUACAUGGAUUGUGAAUUGGGGUUAUGGGUAGCAGACAGGCAGGACUACUGCAAGUUUCUGAAGAACCAGCCGAAUAAGUUUCAACCAUAUAGCUAAACCGUAAUGUGAGAAAAUGAAUCGCCGUACCUCGUAGAUGAGAAUCCAUUUAUUGUGAAAGUUGAGUUCCAAUGCCACAAUACCGUGCUUGAUCUAAAUUUUAACUUUAUUUCGAAGCUAAGAAUGUGUCUGCUCAAUCUCCUGAAGAACAUCAUGUAAGCACAAAUAUCGAAGGAUGGGAUGUUAUACAUGCCAUAGUCCACCAAAUGUCUUGGGCCCGUAAAU
This is a messenger RNA of Oryza brachyantha (malo sina), 1524 nucleotides long. RefSeq names its product epoxide hydrolase 3-like. NCBI's taxonomy places the organism in Eukaryota, Viridiplantae, Streptophyta, Magnoliopsida, Poales, Poaceae. The record is from RefSeq and is a predicted model, not a curated record. Bases 114 to 1109 code for a protein of 331 amino acids. The transcript has 5 exons. Gene Ontology annotation, molecular function: catalytic activity.